AGAAACAUUGACAUACAAAAUGGUUUGGUUAAUGGAGCUUUUGGAAAACUACUUAGAGUAGUUUACUCUGAAAAUGACCAACACAUCAUCAAGCUUGGACUUAAAAUGGAUAAUGAGACAUCUGGAAAGAAUUACCGCACACCAGCAGACGACAUGGUGUACAUUGAGAGAGCAGAGGAGAAUCUAAAGCAGAAAGGAGUGGUACGCAGACAGUUCCCAGUGAAGCUGGCCUUUGCAUGUACAAUUCAUAAGGUACAGGGUAUGACAACCACAUCAGCUGUUGUCUCUCUUAAGAGCAUUUUUGAGCCCGGCAUGGCCUACGUAGCUGUCAGUAGAGUGACGUCUCUCAGUGGACUGUAUCUUCUUGAUAUGGAGGAGAAAAAAAUAUUCACCAACCCAGAAAUCACUGCAGCGCUUGAGAAUAUGAGACAAGCCAACCUUGAUGACAUGAUGCCUCUUCUACAUGUGAGACAAACACUGAGCAGGUCAGAGGUUUUAACCAUUGUUCAUCAUAAUACAGAGGGACUGCCAGCUCACAUUAAUGACAUCAAGAGUCACCAUGAAUUGUGUCUAGCAGAUGUUUUGUGCCUAACAGAAACACACCUGCGGGGCUCUUUUGUCGCAGAGAGUCUCCACUUGGAAAAUUACAAUUUGUUCAAACGCAACAGACACCUGUCCUACACAAACUUUCCCCAAAUGGCAAACAGAAGUGGUGGUGGAGUUGCUGUUUAUGUGAAAAGUGACAUUCAAGUGCAUGAAAAACAGUACAUCCAUAAUGUAACUGACCUUGAAUUUCUGGCUUUAAAGGUUGAAGCACCAGUCAGUGCACUGAUUGCAGUUGUAUACAGACCUCCAGACUACACUCUGAGGCCAUUCCUGAAAAACCUGUGCAAACAAACCAAUCCUGGAGCUGUUUGAGUCUAGGGGAUACGCACAGGUCAUCACUGCCCCUACCACAGAGAAGAACACACUGCUUGACCUCAUUUUCAUUUCUCAGCCAGAGCGACAUCUCCAUUCUGGAGUCAUGAAGACCUACCAUAGUUACCAUGACCCUGUAUACUGUGUAUUGUCCUGUGAUGAUUCAUGAUCUAGAUCUUUGAAUACAGUAAGUAAUUUUUAUAUUUCUGAAUGACUUAAGAAAG
Oreochromis aureus is the source of this 1142-nucleotide messenger RNA. RefSeq lists its product as uncharacterized. The record is from RefSeq and is a predicted model, not a curated record. Gene Ontology annotation, molecular function: catalytic activity. Bases 106 to 918 code for a protein of 270 amino acids. Lineage: Eukaryota; Metazoa; Chordata; Actinopteri; Cichliformes; Cichlidae. The transcript has 2 exons.